This is a messenger RNA of Elgaria multicarinata webbii, 4299 nucleotides long. RefSeq names its product cell adhesion molecule 1 (gene CADM1). Gene Ontology annotation, cellular component: plasma membrane; neuron projection; synapse. Bases 16 to 1311 code for a protein of 431 amino acids. Gene Ontology annotation, molecular function: signaling receptor binding. The transcript has 12 exons. Gene Ontology annotation, biological process: susceptibility to natural killer cell mediated cytotoxicity; detection of stimulus; cell recognition. The record is from RefSeq and is a predicted model, not a curated record. NCBI's taxonomy places the organism in Eukaryota, Metazoa, Chordata, Lepidosauria, Squamata, Anguidae.
ACCCCAGGCAUCGUAAUGUUUCUCUGUGGCAGUGACGGACAGAAUUUGGUUACAGAAGACGUGACCGUCGUAGAGGGGGAAGUUGCCACCAUCAGUUGCAGAGUCAAAAACAGUGACGACUCCGUGAUUCAGCUCUUGAAUCCCAACAGACAGACGAUUUAUUUCAGAGACUUCAGACCUUUGAAGGACAGCAGGUUUCAGUUAGUGAAUUUCUCUAGCAGCGAGCUCAGAGUGUCGCUGACAAAUGUCUCCAUUUCGGACGAAGGAAGAUAUUUCUGCCAACUCUACACGGACCCCCCACAGGAAUAUUUCAUGACGAUUACAGUGCUCGUCCCACCUCGUAACUUGAGGAUUGAAUCCCAGAAGGACACUGCAAUGGAAGGAGAAGAGAUUGAGCUGAAUUGCACAGCAAUGGCCAGCAGACCAGCCACGACAAUCAGAUGGUUCAAAGGCAGCAAGGAGCUCUCUGGCAAAAUAGAAAUGGAGCAGUGGUCAGACAUGUACACAGUGACCAGCCAGCUUUCGUUGAAGGUCAAGCGGGAGGACGAUGGGGUUCCUGUUGUCUGUCAGGUAGACCAUCCAGCCGUCAAAGACUUGCAGACCAAGUACUACCUAGAUGUCAUGUAUAAACCUGAAGUGCAAGUUUUGCAGAAUUCCCCAGGGCAGCAACUAACGAGAGAAGGAGACUUCCUUGACCUUCUGUGCCAAGUAAAGGGGAAACCAGAGCCUAUAGACGUGACGUGGUUAAAAGUAGAUGACGAGAUGCCUCAACACGUUAUAGUGUCAGGUUCCAACCUCCACAUUGACAGCUUAAACAAAAGUGAUAAUGGCACAUACCGUUGUGAGGCUUCAAAUGAAGUGGGAUCGGCCUUUUCUGAUUACACACUUUAUGUAUACGAUCCCCCCACAACUCUCCCUCCUCCCACAACAACCACCACCACUACCAUCCCUACCACCACCACCACCACCGCAGACACAACGGCGACGACAGAACCGGCAGUUCACGGCUUUACUCAGUUGCCAAAUUCCGCCGAAGAGCUGGACUAUGGGGACCUCUCAGAUUCUCGAGCGGGCGAGGAAAGCGUCAUCACUGCUGUGGACCAUGCUGUGAUCGGUGGGGUCGUGGCUGUCGUGGUCUUUGCGAUGCUCUGUCUCCUUAUCAUUCUGGGACGAUACUUUGCAAGACACAAAGGUACAUAUUUCACUCACGAAGCCAAAGGAGCUGACGAUGCAGCUGACGCAGACACAGCUAUAAUCAAUGCAGAGGGAGGACAGAACAACUCCGAAGAGAAGAAAGAGUACUUCAUCUAGAUCAGUCUUGGUUUCCACGAGGUGUCCCAGCUGCGGACGGUGACUGGCCCUGCGUAGAAGAAAAAGACAGUGAUGUCGGAAGUCGCUACCAGCUUAUGGCGUUUUCAAUUUGUCUCUUUCUGUCUUUUUCUUUUAUUUCUUUUCUCUUCCAGUGCUAUUUACUUUCCUUUUUAUUUUAAAUGAAUGGUUGACGAAGUGUGUGGGAGUCGAGGAGUCCCUAUGUGAAAGUGUUCUUUGUAAAGUACACUCUGCUGUUUGACACCUCAAUUUCUUUGGGUUUUUAAUUCUCGGGCCAAGUCCAACUUGGAUUUAGUUUAGUUCCAUCAUUUGCAGAAAAUUCUGUGCCUUGUUUUAAUUCUUGUUUCGUUUGAGGGAGGGGUGGGGGGAGGAGGGGGAGAGCAUACGGUUUUAUUUUUUAUUUUUUUUCUUCCUAGCCUCUCUUGGAAUUGCCUGCUGGGAUCCCUUGAAAAUAGAUUUGUUUUCUUUUCUUUUAAAUGUUUUAUCUUCAUUUUUUUUUAAAUAAAUAAAUCCUGGGUUGUUUUUUGUUAUUGUUGUUUGAAACUGUGUCAUCAAAGGAGAACCAGCACACCUUAGAUUUCAUUGUUUGAAAUUCAGUGUAUUCAUAAUCCAUUCUACUCCCUUGUCGUGAAAGCUUGGAAGAACAAACUUUUUAGGAGAAUGGUUUGCAGCUGCCCAGGUUUCCAAUGCAGCGAAGACUAGGAAAUAGGCUGAGACUUUGAAACCAUGUCCUGCUUUUCAUUGAGACACGGAAGCGUGCCGAGUGAUCCGCGCCCCAAGCGCACCCCCAGGAGAGCCGUGGCUGCUUUUGUUUGGUGUCUUUCUAGACCCCUCUGCGCCGGGCGCCUCAUUCUGCCUGGGCAGGAGCUGGGCAUCGAACGCAUCGCCCUGGUUCUUGCCCGAAACAGCCACGACAGAUGAGGGCCUGCUCCUUUCGCGCAAGUAGGCAAAUUUGGGUUGUCACAGGAGGGAACGUGGGGAGGGAGGGAAGAGGAAGUUCUGCUCUAAUUAUUUCUGUUCCAAACGAUCCCAUCAACUGCUCCCAAUUGGCCUCACAUCGCGGUAAUUUGCUGGAAACAGAAAAAAAUCUUUGUGAUGUGAAAGGAAUGUGAAUCGGCCGCCAUUUCCCCCCCCCCCUUAUUAGUAGUAGUAUUUCUGUCUUGGUUUAUCCCUUCUUUUCUUUUGUACUUUGUUAAAGAGGGCACAGAGAGUGGCACUAUGAUUGCAGCCUGCAAGUACUGUACAUUACAGAUAUUUGUCAUGCUGAGGUAUCCAAGCAGAGACUGUGUGAAACUUUUCAUUCCUUCGGAUUUGACUUGACAAAAGGCAGGAGGGGAGAGAAGGAAAGUGGGGGCUUGUUUCUGUGCUGGACUGCCCUGCUUCUCUGUUCCGGAAAGGUCAGAGCAGAGGUGGAAAAAUCAGCGUGGCGGUUUCUCGGUUCCUUAAUCCAAACUCUGAAUGCCGAGAGUGUUUGUGGUUGUUUGGUUUUGCUGUACUUCCCUUUUUCCCUGGCUUCCCCCCCCUUCUGAACAGUCCUUGGCCCUCCUUCCUCAGCCCUAGGAGUCACCUGCCAAUAAAUUACUGAACCUUGCAUGAUGGUAGCCAUGGUGCAGUGAUAACUAAAAAUAAGUUUACUUUAUGAAUGUUGGAAAACUGAAGCCUUAGCAGAAAGUGAGCCCAAAUCCGGGUGCCCCGUCUGCCAUUUCCUUUACCCUCCUGGGGAGGGAAUCUUGGACAUCCCCCUCUUUAAGGGUGCAUGAGGGAGUGGAGAAGUUGGGCCCUUUCUAAAGGAUUUUAAAAGGAGGAGGACGCAUCCUGUGAACUGGAAUUACGAGAAGGCUCCAGAAGUUGGGCUGACUCACAGGAAAGCACGGAAUUCAGAAUUUUAGAUGAGGAAUUUUGGGGGCUGUCGUGUUACUUACUUGCAAAGAUUUAUUGGUGUGGGGAGGGGAAUAUCAUCUCUUAAAUGUCAACUUCUUGUUCGUUUGUUUUUAAAAAAUAUAUUUAUUUUUUAAAUUAUUGGCAGAACCACUUGGAUGCUACUUUUCAGUGACAGAUCUGGCUUGCAAAGCGAUAUACAUUUUUGUACAGUAUUUCCCUUUUUCUCCUUUCACAACCAUGAAAAUGCAGUUGACCUUUUCCUGCUCCAGCAAAGUUUUGUAACACCCAACUCUUGUUUCUCAGCCUUCUGGCCCACUUGAGGCAACAGACCAACCACACCUGACGGGCAAAGACCGCUCUGAAAUAGCGUGGGGAGAGGUGGGGCGGGGGGGGGGCUUUUUCUACACAUCGGUCACAGAACUGGCAUCCUGUUUCCUGAGCAGCUCAUCUUUGUUUUGAAAAGUGUACAGUAGUGCCGUGUUCCCGAUGUAACUUUGACUUAAUAAUGUUGACAUGUCUCAGGUUCAUGUGUUUUGAUUGGUGUUUUCCGUCUCAGGUAGAUUGCAAAUUUUUUGGCCCCACACGUUGGAAGAGAUCACAACGAGCAACCACAACAGGAAAUUAUGGGUUUUAGUUGUAUACCAAGUUUAAAGGAUUAUUUUUUUGUUUCUGCAAGUAUACAGUGCACUGUUUGAAAUGUAUUGUUAGGUAUUGAUUUGUACAGGUUUAGAUUACAAGGGUUUUGUUAAGAGUGGAGAAAGAACAAACUUGUUUCUUGGGGUUUUGUGGUUUGGAUCUUUUUUUCUUUUAACAACAAGAAAGGAACGUUGACCAGAAAAGCAAAGGAUGCCGCAUAAUUGAUGCCAAAUAAGCUUGUUCUUUACUCACCCUCGGACCUUUUUUACUUUCGCCCCCUUAGGCCGAUUCUGUUUAAGGUGUCCAUGGACGACGUUGCAGUGUAAGAAAACGCAUAUCCAUAUCUUCCCAUUCACAUUUUGUAUUCGUUCAUGUAUACCAUUUUUACAAAGAAAAAGAAGUACUAUAAAGUAUCUGUCUUCUUAAUAAAAACAAAUUAAUGUUACAAAACUA